AGAAGGUAGAAUGGCUGAGCAAGGCAUUAGACUGUAAAUCUAAAGACAGAGGCUAAACCUCUUUUUACCAGCCCUGAGUCAGGAUGUAAACUAUCAGUAAAAUACAAGAUAUGAACGAGGCAUGGUGGCUUAUGCCUCUAAUCCCAGUACCUGGAGAGGCUGAGGUGAGAGGAUUGCUUGAGCCUAGCAGUUUGAGACCAGCCUGGUCUGUACUUUAAAACAAGUGUGGAAGUGGAGCACUCUACAUAUCCUAAGUGCCAAAAAUAUUCUCUUCAUGAAAUUCGCCAGAUCUGCAAAACACAGCUCCUUUUGAAGAGAAGAGCCAGGGAACUCCAUUAGCAGGCUUUGAUGGCAUUAAUAAUUCAGAGAGGUGCCCUGUAUCUUCUUUGAGAUAGACAGAAGGGUCCCUUUUAAUGUACAACCAGGCAGUAGAGAGGAGAGGACACGGGUUGGAGAGAAGAGGAGGUUGCAAGCCAGCACCUGGCCCACACCAGGGGAUGGAAGCUAAUGUGAAAAGCUGCCGCACUACAGCUGCUGCCUUUUGAAAAAUGCAAACUGUGUUUUGUGCAAACAUAUCAUGCACUUGCAGUAUGAAAACGCCGGUGUCUCUGUGCGGAAACUCUGAGAGGAGCAGAGGUCUGUAGAGGUAGAGACGCAGGCUUCGGAUUUUUCAGAAUUCUGCUGGAAGUCUCCAAGUCAAGGUGAUCUACAAAGAAAUACUGAGUGGAGACUAUACUGAGAUUCUAUUAAAGACCCACUUGAAUUCAGCCCCCAUUAGGAGAAACUUUGGCCAGAGCAGCCAACACAUCACCUGGAAGUCUUCAGACUAGACUAUUGAAGAGUGGAUUGUGUACUGAGGGCUCCCAAGUGCUUCCAGAAGUCAAUAAAGGAUCAUUUCAGUUUACUUCAAGGCUGAGGAGUAACCCUUAGGAGCCAUGGCCCAAUACCUGCAAGCAGAGUUGUCCUGUCCAGUUUGCCUGAAUUUUUUCUCCUGUCCCAUUUCUCUCUCUUGUAAACACGUUUUCUGUUUUAAUUGCAUCCAGAAUUGGAUGCUAGAAAACCAUGAUUUUCGCUUGAUGUGCCCCUUGUGUCGAGAGGUGGUGAAGGCACCUCCUUUUGAGGAAUGGCACGUGAGAGCCCUAGCACUCAUCACCAAGCUCCACGGUAACCAAUUUGAGGAAAGUGUGGACAUGAGGGAGGAGCUCCGGCAUUUUCGGGAGGAUGUGACCUUGGAUGCAGCCACUGCCAGCUCCCUCCUUGUCUUCUCCAGUGAUCUAAGAAGCGCUCAGUGUGGGAAGAUCCACCACGACCUGACAAAAGAUCCCAGGCUGACCUGUGUCCUGGGUACUCCCCGCUUCUCCUCCGGCCAACAUUACUGGGAGGUUGAAGUGGGAGAGGUGAAGUCAUGGUCCCUGGGCGUCUGCAAGGAGUCGGCUGACAGAAAGAGCAGUGAUUUAUCCCCUGAGCAUGGCUUCUGGAUCAUUAGCAUGAAGGCAGGAGCAAUCCAUGCUAACACCGAUCUGGAGAGAAUUCCUGCAAGCCCUGGCCUUCGCCGUGUGGGAAUUUUCCUGGAUGUUGACUUAGAAAAAAUCCAGUUUUUUGAUGUUGACAAUAAUGUCCUCAUCUAUACACAUGACGGUUUCUUCUCUUUGGAGCCUUUGCGUCCAUUCUUCUGUCUUGAGCUCUUGGGAGAAGGGGAGAGUGGCAACGUCCUGACCAUCUGCCCAUGAGAAAAUCAACCCUUCCUAGACGCUUUCUAAGAGGUGAAAGAGAAUUUUGGCCUGAGAAAGGUCAACAUGAUUGAGGAAGAGAUAAUGUGCUAUAGUGCAAAGACUUGGUAAAUUUUUAAAGUAGAUUUUGUAGCCUUUGUAGCAAAACAAUUUUUGGAUUUUUGGGGUAAAUUUUGUAGAAUUUGUAGCUAGGUAACUGGGGUCUUUAGGGAUGUCAUUAAGUACUCUAAGCCUCAGUUUUCUAGUCUGUAGGUGUGGAUAAUUGUAUCUCAAACAGCUGUGGUAAUUAGAGACAAUACUGUGCCUUUGUCUUAUAGUAAAUAACAAUAGAGCAAUAUUAGAUUGUAAGUAAGCUAGAUAUUAGGUUUUGUGGAUAGACAAUAUCUUUUUCAUUAUUUCAAGCUAUUUUGUGUAAUUCCAGAUAAUGUCUGAGGAGGAAGAAAAAUUAAACAGCCAGUGUGAGUUAUUUUGUUGAUAUGGCAUGAAAUUUCAGAGAGACAAAUUGGUAUUGGGGAAGAACUAAGUUUUUCAUUUUUAUUUUGUUUGAAACACAGCCACAUGAGGUUUCUUGAAAGACAAAGGACUUUGACCAAAAUGUAUUGUUAAUGGUGAUUCAUAUUCUUAUGGGAAGUAUCAUUUGCCCAUCUCAAUAAUUGGACUAUUGUGAUUUACAAGAAUUCUUAUCAACCAUGUUAAGUAACACAUAUUCAUCAAAAAUUGUUUUCAAGGUUGCUUUUGGAUUUAUUUCUUAUUUGUAGAAGUUAUAUUUUCUUGCAAAUAAAUUUAUAAAGCAUUGG
This is a messenger RNA of Pongo pygmaeus (Bornean orangutan), 2527 nucleotides long. RefSeq names its product ret finger protein-like 4B. Bases 936 to 1730 code for a protein of 264 amino acids. NCBI's taxonomy places the organism in Eukaryota, Metazoa, Chordata, Mammalia, Primates, Hominidae. Gene Ontology annotation, molecular function: protein binding. The transcript is spliced from 6 exons. The record is from RefSeq and is a predicted model, not a curated record.